Molecule: messenger RNA, 1136 nt
Organism: Durio zibethinus
Lineage: Eukaryota; Viridiplantae; Streptophyta; Magnoliopsida; Malvales; Malvaceae
Gene: IAA33
Product: indole-3-acetic acid inducible 33
Biological process (GO): regulation of DNA-templated transcription
Cellular component (GO): nucleus
Source: RefSeq, a predicted model, not a curated record
GCCCCAACUUUUUUCAGUUUCCUCGUUGAAUUCUCUCUCUCCUAUAUAUAUAUAUAUAUGUAUGUAUGUAUGUAUGUAUAUUAACAUAAUAUCCCCCUCCCCCACUGUGUGGACCUCACCCUUUUCAGCUUCUUAAUUAGCUGUAAGUACAACUCAUACAUAAAUUCCCUUUUAUAAUUUUCAACUACAAAUUAAGCCAGCCACCGGUCGCAAACUAAUAGUAUUACUGCUCUCAGACCCUCAUCUACACAGACAAAUUAAGAGAGACCAGAUGAACAGUUUUGAAUCUCAAAGACAAGAUCACUCCUUGAAAGGGAGAUGGCAAGACAGAAGAUUCCCUAACAUCAACACCCCCAGAUUUGUUGGUGCUUCAAUCCCACCUCACUCUUCUACACCCUUGAUCUUGUCCUCUAACCCUAAUGACGCUACCAAACACUUCCAGCGUUUCCCUGCUCUUGAUGAUGAUCUUGUUUCCAGCGUCGUCCCCCCAGUGACUGUGGUGCUUGAAGGCCGUUCCAUCUGUCAGCGCAUCAGUCUCCAUAAGCAUGCAAGUUACCAUAGCCUUGCAAAGGCUCUCAGGCAAAUGUUUGUGGACGGAAACGACGAUGGAGUCAUCUCGGACAAUGAUCUUGAUCUUUCCAAUGCUGUUCCUGGUCACCUCAUUGCCUAUGAAGACAUGGAAAAUGAUCUUCUUCUCGCUGGAGACCUUAAUUGGAAGGAUUUUGUACGUGUGGCUAAGAGAAUUCGGAUACUGCCAGCGAAGGGGAAUUCAAGGAGGGGAAGAGGGGCAUAGUUUGUUGGGCUAAUUUUGGCUUCUUUAAACUUGAGUAUAUGCUGUAUUUGUCAAGGAAGAACUUACAUGUGUGAAAACAUAAAGAAAUUAAGAAAGAAAAGAAGCAAAUUAAGCUCUUUAAUUUGAUUCCUUAACUGGGAAUGUAUUUUUCUUAUAGCUAAUUCUCAUAUCUAGAGUUCCCUGUAGCCUUGUCCUUUUUUUGAAAAUAAAACAACUUUUUCCAUAUGGAGCGACUGUUCUUCUGCUUCUUCUCUAGGGUAUCUAAAUCGGAAAUUCUAAAUCAAGUGACCAAUGUUUAAGUUGGCUCGUUGAGUCAGUAUAUGAUUCAAAUCCUUUGUUUGUA